Mus caroli (Ryukyu mouse) is the source of this 384-nucleotide messenger RNA. The record is from RefSeq and is a predicted model, not a curated record. Lineage: Eukaryota; Metazoa; Chordata; Mammalia; Rodentia; Muridae.
AUGGGAAGCCGGGGCUCUUCAAGUUCUACCUGCCCUGUAGUGAAGCUACAACAGCAACUCAUCAGGGAGACUUGUCAUUUGGUAUCUAAGCGAGAUGAGGAUGUUUGUAGUUUCCUAGAAGGAGGAUUAUUAAUUGGAGGUUCUGACAGCAAACUCAUUUACAAACAUUACGCAACACUGUAUUUUGUCUUCUGUGUGGAUUCCUCAGAAAGUGAACUUGGCAUUUUCGAUCUAAGGGAAGUAUUUGCAGAAACAUUACACAAAUGUUUUGAAAACAUCUGUGAACUGGACUUAGUAUUCCAGGUAGACAAGGCUGGCUUAGCUGGAGCUCCAGCUUGUGCUGUAUCAGCUGCAAAGAAUAUGAAUCUUCCCAAGAAAUAUUAG